CGACUCUACAGGAUCAUCGACAUCAGCCAUGGCGACGCCUGCAUGCUCACGGUCGCUUAUGAGCGCAUUCAAAAGACUCAAGAUCACACCCCAGACGGCCUCAGUCCGUACCCAAGUUCGAUAUGUACACGAAACACCACGCAAUGCCGCGACAGCCUCAGAACCGCGACAGCCAUCCAAAGCGGAUCUCGUAAGUGAGAUACAACACCGCGCGUCACAAAUCCGCCUCCCCAAAGCCGUGCAAGCGACGUACCUUGCGCCAUUACGGCGGACUCCCACACACGACAUUCCCUGCGUCGAUCUCCAGCUCCGCUCCUACAGCGUCCGCAAUUUGGAAGUCUACGCCGACUUCGCCAUGCGCGCCGCCUACUAUCUCGGACUACCCGCCAAAGGCCCCAGCCCACUGCGACGGAUCGUUGAGCGCUGGACUGUGCCGCGGAGUAACUUCGUGCACAAGAAGAGUCAGGAGAACUUCGAGCGUCGGACGCUGCGGCGGUGGAUCCGCAUCGUCGACGGCCACCCAGAGACGGUCAACAUAUGGCUCGCAUACCUCCGGAAACACCAAUACUACGGUGUGGGCAUGAAGGCGAACGUUUAUGAGAACACUUCAUUAGAUGCUGCUAAGGCCAUGGAUCACGAGGCAGAGGAGGCAGUAAGGGCCGCGAAUGAGCUCGUGAAUGCAUUCCAUCCAGGUACAAAUGACGCAGCGCACGCGGAGGAUCUGCUCUUCGACCAACAGUUCAAGGGCGCGUAUGGUGCUUUGUCGGCGAUGGGAGGAGCGCAGCGGGUGCCGGAUGUAAGGAAUCGGAUGCCGCGAAUGCCAGUCAACACCGCGGAGGAAAUUGAAGAAGAGAAGGAAGCUUUUCAGGCGGCACAGCGAAACCGAAAGUAGAGUGACACCUUAUGAGACCCCUCUCCUUUUGUCACGUUCUGACAGUCUUCACACAUGUCGAUUAUUCUCGGAUUAUGGUUCCGUGUGUAUAGCAUCACCAAUUAAAAAAGCCACAGCUGAUGACACAUACUCUGCUUGGGCUUGCUCGCUUUACUUGUCAGGGAGCACCUCCAGGAAGGAGCACUCACUCAAAAUACCAUUCUGAAGAUUAUAAUUUAGAAAUUCCAUGAUCGCAUUAUGGUUGCCAUCUGUCUCAGACAGUGCAGCCAGUAUAUCGACAGCUCAAAG
Dissoconium aciculare CBS 342.82 is the source of this 1180-nucleotide messenger RNA. RefSeq names its product ribosomal protein S10. The record is from RefSeq and is a predicted model, not a curated record. Gene Ontology annotation, molecular function: structural constituent of ribosome. Lineage: Eukaryota; Fungi; Ascomycota; Dothideomycetes; Mycosphaerellales; Dissoconiaceae. The transcript is spliced from 2 exons. Bases 29 to 892 code for a protein of 287 amino acids. Gene Ontology annotation, biological process: translation. Gene Ontology annotation, cellular component: small ribosomal subunit; ribosome; mitochondrion.